This is a messenger RNA of Gongylonema pulchrum, 1008 nucleotides long. The record is from the annotation of a GenBank genome assembly. Lineage: Eukaryota; Metazoa; Nematoda; Chromadorea; Rhabditida; Gongylonematidae.
AUGUAUGUAUGUAUGUAUGCGUGUAUGUAUGUAUGUAUGCGUGUAUGUAUGUAUGUGUGUAUGUACAUGCCCGAUGAGGCGACAGCAGUGGAGCAAGGCGAGGAGGCGAUUUUGGGGGGAACCCUCGAGCAAAUCGAAAAUCAGUUCUUUUCGGCAGCUACUUAUUUACCGCAUGCAAUUGCCGAGGAUCGAAUCUCGCGCGAGGAUCAGCUCUUUUUCUAUGCUCAUCCCAGCAAACGGCCGGGACUCUUCGAUCUUGUACGCCGCGAGAAAUUCGAUAGUUGGGCAAAACUUGGCGACAUGUCAGCUGAGGAAGCAAUGAGACAGUACGUCAGCAAACUGCAUUCGCUGAAUGUUGGAUGGGAUCCGACCAGAAAAUACAAUUCCGGCUUUGGCCUAAGGCCAAGCACAAUGGCUGAGGCAGACUCCAGCGAGACAGAAUCUUCCGGCAUGAGUUCCGAGCAACUGGAAUGGUUUGCUGCUUUGGAUGAAGGUAACAUUGAAAAGUUAAAAGAACUUUUAUCUGGCAGUACUGCACUCCUGGAAGAAAGGGAUGAAAAUCAGACAGAAUCUUCCGGCAUGAGUUCCGAGCAGCUGGAAUGGUUUGCUGCUUUGGAUGAAGGUAACAUUGAAAAGUUAAAAGAACUUUUAUCUGGCAGUACUGCACUCCUGGAAGAAAGGGAUGAAAAUCAGUUAACUGCUUUGCAUUGGGCUGCCGAUCGUGGAAAAUUGGAACUUGUUGAUUUUCUGAUUGGUGCGGGCGCCGAUGUGAAUAUUCAGGAUUACGGUGGACAAACACCUCUUCAUUACGCUGUUUCGUGCUCACAUCGAAAUGUGGUGGAAUUGCUGCUAAAGAAAGGUGCUGAUCCGCUGAUUGCCGAUUUUGAAGGAAUCUGUGUGCUGGAUGUUGCAUCGGACCCGAUAAUCACGAGGAUGCUCGAGGAAGCGAUUCCAGAAAGCUCAGGAACAAAGCCUACUGAAGGAAUAAAGCCUACUGAAGGAACAUAA